Haliotis rufescens (red abalone) is the source of this 1092-nucleotide messenger RNA. RefSeq lists its product as uncharacterized. The record is from RefSeq and is a predicted model, not a curated record. Lineage: Eukaryota; Metazoa; Mollusca; Gastropoda; Lepetellida; Haliotidae. The transcript has 5 exons. Bases 51 to 653 code for a protein of 200 amino acids.
GGAGGUGGGAGGCAUCGUCUGAUCGUGACAUCGUGACAUUGAGAAAGAAGAUGGCGGGCAUGUGGUUGCUAUCUGUUUGUACUAUACUGACCUGCGUCUCAAUUAUAUCAGGAAAAUAUGCAGAGGGAACAAUUGUCUCUUUGAAGGGCUGGGUCUUCAUGGACAGCUUCCUCUUCCCCGCCGGCCUCGGUGCCUCAUUCACCUACAACAUCUCCUAUCCAAGGCAAUACGCUCCUAUGUUUCUGCUGUUCUAUGGUGGAGAACAGUUUGCUCAGGCCAACGAUCCUCUCAAAUCAUGUCAACAGAAGAUCGCCCUCCUUCAGUACCCCUCCUAUUCCAGGCAGAUUCUCAGCCUGGACACCAGUAGACCCAGCUCAGGCUGUUACAACCGCUACGACCGGUUCAAAGGAGACUACGUCUACUGUGUUGGUCGUUUCAACAUAGAUAUCGACAGCAGCUCUGGGUGGUUCGUGACCGCCAAUCGGUGUGGGGAUCAGAACGGCGUCACUGGUUUAUACCUGCAAUACCGUAUAGAAGCCAGUGUGGGCGUCGACAAGGAUCAGGUUUUCCCCUUUCACUCCGGUGAAGGGAGGGUCACUAUUCCUGUCGUGACAUUCAUCAUGAUGGUAGCCCUUGGACAGGUCAUUGUUUGAGACGCAGGACAACACACAGCAAAAGAAAGUGUAGGUUUCCGUUCUCCGGAAACCUUCCGGAAACCUUCCGGAUACCUUCCCUCUUUAGAUCCGGCCCGGAUACAUCCCGGAAACCUUCACGAUACCUUCAGCACCCUUCAAUUUUCUUGGUAAUUUUCACAUUUCACACAUUUUUAUAUGUUUCACACUUAAUUGAACAAAAUGCCCCCACCAAAUUUUGACAUUUUUGGGGGAAGGUUUCCAGAAGGUAUCCGGGCCGGGUCCAAAGUGGGAGGGUAUCCGGAAGGUUUCCGGAAGGUUUCCGGAAAACGGAAACCUACACUUUUUUGGCUGUGACAUCUGACCAUCAGGAAAAUAUUGAGACAAAGGAUACCAGGCUUUUAUGUCUGUAUCGUCACGAUGCAGCAGACUCUUGAUGAAUAAAAUAUACAUGUAUCAA